This is a messenger RNA of Cladocopium goreaui, 4705 nucleotides long. NCBI's taxonomy places the organism in Eukaryota, Dinophyceae, Suessiales, Symbiodiniaceae. The record is from the annotation of a GenBank genome assembly.
AUGGGAAAAGGAAAGGGUGGCAAAGGCAAAGACGAAUGGAAAGGCUGCUCGGCUUCAGGGCCCAGCAGCUUCAGGGCCCAGCAGCUUCACCUCCUGAAAUUGGCCUGCAAUGCUCCCAGAGGUAAAGGUGGCAAAGGCCGCUACGACCGCUAUUUCAAGGGCGACGGCCACGGUCCGCAGGUGUCACCGUUCGCCGCCGGCGUCGCCGCACCGCUGCUGGCGGUGCCGCAGUUCGCGGAUGGCAGCUGGGGAAAGGAGCUGUCAGGCGGCCUGCAUGCGUUUGAUCGCGGCCACAUCUUCUUCAGUACCAAAGAAUUGUACUUUGAGGUUCUUGGCCAGUGCUCAGUGCAUUUAGCGGUGCCAGCGCCUACGAAGAUCGACGGAAGGGACCGUCAAGAGUUUGCCAACAGCGGCCCAGUGGAGCUGGCAGGGAGGAGCUUCCGCAACCUCCAGGAGCUGCGGUCUGAGAUUGUCACCUUGCGAAAGGCCCACUCCAACCCACCGAGACGUUUGGAGCCCGAAGCAGAGAGGCUGAUGCGAAGUGUCUUCGAACAUCAUCCCCAAGCCACAGAAAAGCUAAAAGACCUGCAGUUCAUCCAGGUGGCUUCCAACCCCCAGUCCGAAGACCCAACGGACGUCACGUUCUUCGUCAUGCGAAAUGAGCAAGAUGGAGAUGACAUCAGUUACGUCAAGUGCCUCCGGGCCAUGGUCACCAAGGGGGGCGAGCAGAUGUUGCCGUUGGCCACGCUGAGCUGUGACCAUGGUCUCAAUCUGCGAGUCGCCUCUGGCAAUGUGCAGAUAGGGCCGAGUUCUCAAGGAUUUGGCGUGAAGGUGGAUUUGGAGAGGCUCGCCCUCUCUGUGCUUUUGACGGAGGGGCUCCGCGGCCCCUGGCAGCUGGAGUUGGGGCGACAGCACUCGGAUUUGCCACAUGUGCCACUGCGGGUGGUGGUGGAGGUGGCAGAAGGGGAGGCUGCCGUCAUCCGCUGGGCCGCGCCCUUCGACUUUGCGCAGCCGCGACCGCCGAAACCGCCGAAACCGCCGACACCGCCGGGGCAGGAGCUGGCGCUGCCGGCGCUGGAGGACCAGUUUAGGUCGGAGGAGCUGAAGAGAUCACUGGAGGCGAUGAUGAAAGAUCAAAACAUCCCGGGAGAUUUGUCUUCGCUGUCAGUGGAAGAACUGCAGCGCAUUGCCAUGCAGAUUGUGGUGAAGAGCCUUGGUGCAUCUCUGCACGUGACUCGCAGCGCCGGUGCCUGUGCGGUGCAAAACCAGAGCCUGCUGCGCAUUGCGCGGGAACAGGGCAUGGAGCUGACGUGUCAACAGCUGCAGGAUGCUCGAACUGAGUUGCAGAAAGUGAAGGAGGAGAGAUACACUGCAGAAGCCACUCUGAACCAGCUACGCGAAGAAAUGGCCGUGCUGCGGCGCAAAGUCACACAGGUUGAAGGUGAGCGCGAGGCCCCGGUCGUUCCAGAUGCGCCGCGCCGAGCUCCGCAGGCGGCCGGAUGUGCCGUGGCGGCGACGGAGCUGGAGGAGCUGCGGCGAAAGCUGCAGGCGGAGCUGCCGGAGCUGGCAGGGAGCAUGUUGCGCAACUCCUUGAAGUUGAUGUCCAGCGAGCUGUACUCGGGUCCGUCGCGAGCUCUUUGGGAGCUUCUUCAAAAUGCGGACGAUUGCAGCUACGACCAAGAGGCAGAAAUGCAGAUCGAGCAAACUGGAAAUUAUUUGUGGAUCGAGUACAACGAGCGAGGCUUCUCGUGGGAGGACGUCGAAGCACUUUGCAGUUUGGGUUCUUCGACCAAGGGAAUUGCACAAACUGGCGAGAAAGGCGUGGGAUUCAAGUCCGCGUUCGUUCUCUCCUCUCGACCACAUAUUCUCUCCAAUCCAUACAGAUUCUUCUUCGAUGAGACCGCGUCGUGUCCACUGCCCCACGUGACGCCUCAGCGCCUCCUGGCAGAUGCCACAUUGCCACGGCGUCCCCCGGAGCGGGGGACGGCGGUGUAUCUGCCGCUUCGCAAAGAUUUCCCGGAGCUCCUGAACGAGAUCGUCCCUGAAAGCUUGCUGUUUCUGCGGCGCCUGCAUCACGUGACGGUGGGCCGCUCAAGCUUCAGCCUGCGCCACCAGAAUGGCCGUAGCACGCUGCUGGUGGCUGAUAGCUCAGGCACCAAGGAGCAUCACUACAUCAUCGCCCGUGCUCAGGAACUGGCCAUUGCCUUCCCCCUGGCGGGUGGCGGGCCGGCCGCGCUGCUGUCAGCCACCCUGCCGAUCCAUUGGCUGGAAGGGCUGAAGACGCCGCUGAAUGCGCCCUUUGAACUCACGGCCAACCGCGAGGCACUGCGAGAAAACAGCCAGCGCAACGUGGAGCUUCGCGAUGCCCUGGCUGAGCUCUUCCUGCAGGCGGCCGCAGAGCAAGAGAUUCUGAGCUCCAGGGUCUGGCAGUUGCAGCCGGACGCAGAGGGUGGUGGCUUCUGGGCGCCCUUCGUUCAGCGGGUGCGGGCUGGCCUGCAGGAGGUGCCCCUCAUCCCCGUCAUCGACGCCGGGCAGAAAAACCGCUGGGCGCUGAAGCGCUGCCGCAACCCGAGCUCCGAGCUGCUGAGAGAUCUGAACCUUUUGCCCAGCGACCUGGAAAAGGUGGGCCUAGCGAUUCCCACGGAGGAAUUCCUGAGGCAGCUACCUGAAGGGAGCGAGUUCAACCUGCCAGAAUUUGAUGCCAAGGAUUUGCUAUGUGCCGUCCUGUUUGCAGGAAAACUGUCUGCUCCAGUGUGGGGACAUCAGCACCACCUGGCGGAGCUAUGGCAACGAGUGGCGGCAGAGGGUGGUGGAAAGGCAUUGGAGCGGCGCUUGAGUGAAGUGGACUUGGCUCUAAGGGCGACCUUGCGAUCCCUGGCCCUGUUCCCCACUGGAGCUGACGACUGGUCCAGUUGCGACGACCAGAUCUACUUGAGCCUACCCGAAGGAGCGCCUGAAGGCCUGCUGAAGGCCCUCCACAGCAGUCGCGCCUGCGCGGCGGACCGGGCCCUGCUGACCGCAUUGGGUGGUGGUGGUGUGGCGACGGCGCGCGACGUGGCGUAUGCGGUGCUGCAGCGGGGGUUGGGGCUGGCCGAUGUGGAGGAUCGCAGGUUUUCCUGGACCAACCUGGCCUACUUGGGUCACCAUUGGCAGAGCAUUCUCCAGUGUGGCGCGGCGGAUGAGUGGUUGGCAAAGCAAACGCCAGAGCAAAUGGAAGAGCUUCUGAGGAGCGUGGCAUUGCCGAGCUGCAGUGGCCGGCUGUUGCACUGUGCCUCAGAGCUGCGAUGUCCAUUUCUGUUGGGAUGCAAGUCGAGCGCCGCCGAUCGCUCCAAUCUGCUGGCAGAGCCUCCGGGAGCAAAUGACAUCCAGGCGCGGCUGCGUUGGGAACUGGUCUUCCUCCGUCUCGGCGCACAGGUGGCGGAGGACCAAGGGCUCCAGCUGCCGCGGAACUUCUUUGCAGAGGGUGUGGGGAAGGAGCUGGGGCCCCUGCUGGACCACUAUGAGCAGCUGGGAGUUUUGCAAACGAUCAGCAAGAAGUGUUGCAUCCCAGACCGAACAGGCUGCAUUUGUCAAGCUGGCCAUUUGCUGGGUCCAGCCUUUCAGCCCUUGCUGGGGCCGGACGGCAUCGUGGACCUUGCUGAUGACUGCGCCGAGGAAGCGGUUCGCUUGCUGGGCGUUGUGGUGACGCCCACGGCGCUGCUGGUGGCGCAGAUGUUGAAGAGAGCAGCGCAAGGUGGCACCAAGACCUUGCGCCGCAGCUACGAGUUUUUGUCGGCGGAAUGGCGUGAAGGUCGGGUGGAUGAGGAAUCUCUGCUGACGCUGAAGAAUGGGAUGUGGAUGCUGAACUGUGAAGGUGACCUCUCCUUCGAACAGGUGGCUGACGUCACUUGGGAAGAUGUUCAGCGGCAGAUCUCUCUGUGGUCCAAAGAUGGCCUGCAUGGUAUCUUCCGCGCCAUGGGCGUGUCCCCUUCGACGGGUGCGGAAGCUGCUACGCCACCUGAGGCCUCACAGCCUGCCAACGGUCAGAACAGGUCGGGGGAAAGGCCACCGGCGAAAUCGUCAUCGCAGCCUCUGACCUGGCCCGCGCUGCCACAGGUCAGGUCAAUGGCCGAAGACGGAGGCGGCGCCCCAGUAGCUGCUGGAAACUCUGCAAACCCACCGGCCUUCCGGGAGCCGAGCGGUGCGCAACUGCCGUUGCUGGGAAAGUUGCUGCAGCAGAUUUUUUACAGUGCCGGAGGCGAUGAUAUGCUCUACGGCCGGCUGGGGAAGGAGACACGGGAGAUGUUGGCCUCGGACAUCCACUUCACCCACAACUCGAUCUCACGGAGGUUUGGUCACGGCGAACUGAAGGGCCGACAGGUCGAGGACGUGGCCAAAGCGCUGCGCGAAGGAAACAUGACGACCAAAGAGUUGCCAUUGGUUGUGGUGAAAUUUGAGUCCAACUACUACACCUUGAACAAUCGCUCCCUCUAUGCUCUUCGGAAAGCCUCUCGGGCGCAGAAGCCGCUCAGAGCGCAAGUGGCUGCAUUCGAAACGAUGUGCCCCGUUACCGCCAAGUUCAUCCAGCUGCGUUGCUCAUCGUUAGCUGGCCAGGACGAAUCUCUAGCGCAGAGAGCUACAAACAGCUCUGAAGAGGAGGCUUGAGCGAGGAGAUGGUUGCGGAAGGUUGCGGAGAAUGGAUAGGACAGUCACAUCGCUUCAGGAG